Molecule: messenger RNA, 4192 nt
Organism: Phanerochaete carnosa HHB-10118-sp
Lineage: Eukaryota; Fungi; Basidiomycota; Agaricomycetes; Polyporales; Phanerochaetaceae
Exons: 11
Coding region: 111-3938 (1275 amino acids)
Molecular function (GO): ATP-dependent chromatin remodeler activity; ATP binding
Source: RefSeq, a predicted model, not a curated record
CGUCGUCCCAAGUUCCUCCCCACUACCACGACGUAUUCGGUCAAUGUGCAUACUUUUCCAAGUGUCCAGCUGCUCAUAUUGAGCUUUAGUGCAGCCCGGCCGUCGUCAAGAUGUCUGUGGAAUGCUCUCUACACCCUCUGGACCUCGUCGAACGCGCCGCAGACCUUGUGGGACCCUACGCUUUGCAGCACUCCCUUCCAGCAGGGGCCUUGCAUUUGAGUCUCAAGUCGAACGGGAUUACGUGCUCUGAACAUCUUCACCCUGACGUCUGGCAUCACUACCCCGGGAACGGGCACCUCGCAAGCCUCCUACAGGCGGAGGACGAGCAGUUCACACGACUGCUGGAUUUUCUCAUUACUCAUAAAUUCAUUGCCGCGACGUGUCGGAUUUGCGCGCCUUCUGGUUCCUCGAGGCUCUACAUCCGGGUUUAUUUGAUACCACAUGACCUCGCGAAUGUCGAAGGAAGACUUCGCCAGCGGGAUGAAACUGCGGUCCUUGCUCCGGCUCGCAAGUAUUUGCGGACUCUGCUGCUAAAGUUGUCCAGGAUUCAUUCCUUAUGGGAAGGGGAGAUGGAGGAGCAAGGGCCAUCGUCUAUGUUUUUUGACAAUACUGCAGACAACCGGACCCUUGCAGAGCUCUAUAAUACACUGCCAUCACCUGUGAUCCCUGAAGAUGAAUCAUCUGCCCAUCCGCAGGCCCGCGAGAUCCUGGGUGGCGCAGCCAUACGUGGCCUGAAGAGCUCGCUGUACGCAUAUCAGCGCCGGUCUGUGGCGGCAAUGAUCCAGCGCGAGCUUCAGCCAGGAGUCAUCCCAGAUCCACUGUACGUUCCAGUUUAUGGCCUAGACAACAGUGUUUGCUACAUUCAGCCAGCUACAAUGGAGCUAUUACGCGAAUGUCCGACCGUGGCUCAGACGCGCGGCGGCAUACUAUGUGAAGAACUUGGUACUGGGAAGACCGUCAUGUCGUUAGCGUUGAUUCUGGCGACACUUGAUCAGCUCCCUGCACCCGAAGAGUCCUAUCUGGAUCCUCGACCAGUUCUAACGCCACUGGCCCUUCGUCAUUUCCCGUCUCAGACAUACGCGGACGCCAGAGAGAAGUGCGCGAAGCGGUCGCCGGCGCGCCGGCGCCAGAAAAUCGACGCAGUAGACACACCACGCGUUCCAUCGCUCAUCGAGCACCUAUUACAUAUCUGCUCGACAGACCCACUGAGCACCGGUGUCCGCGAAUACGAGGACGUACUAAGGUUCUCGAGGCUCUGGAAGGCUUACAAGGCCAAUACGCCCUUCUACCACCACUACGAGGACGAGCCAAUCGAGACCCUUCGCACCAGUCGUAAAGCUCACGGGGAUAGCGGUCCCAGAAUCAUGUUCCUGUCCAGCGCGACGCUAGUCGUUGUGCCUCCGAACCUGCUCAACCAAUGGUUCAACGAGAUCAACAAGCACUGUGACUCGACGCUGAGGACGUACAUGAUGGUAGAUAACAAUAGCCUGCCUUCUGCGAAGAAGCUGGCGCUUUACGAUAUCAUUCUUAUGACGCACUCUCGUUUAUCCCAUGAAGCAAGUAAGAUGAACAGGCAUAAAUUGCAGAAACUCCACUCACUGAAAUCCUGUGAUUGCCAAACACGAGAGAACUGGCCUGUUCGAGUUCCUUACUGUCGGUGCAAACCGCCCGACGAUGUGUCACCACUCAUUCAGAUGCGAUGGAAGCGCCUGAUUGUCGAUGAGGGGAACAACCUAAGCGACACGACGACCGCUCUCGCGGCAUGUCUUGAACAACUUUCCGUUGAGAGCAAGUGGAUCGUCACUGGCACACCUACAACCAAUCUCAUGGGACUGCAUUUUGGAGCCGGAAGCGAGCUUAUGUACCCGGCGGACGACGAUGAAGAAGCGGAAAACGAGGAACUCGCAUCUGCAGACUACAGGCAGCGCGUCAUGGAGGCACAAGAGGGCCUGUCCGAUAGCGACUCAGGGAACUCCACCGAUCCAUCUUCUGCAUCACUCGAGCAUUCACCACAGGCCGCCCCAAGUUCCGCGCCGGCCGCCUUCGAUGGCAAGCCACCACAUACCUUCAUACGCGCCUGGAGCAAAAACGACCGGGGUGACUUAAACAAGCUCGGGGCGAUGAUCUCGUCUUUCCUCCGGAUUCCACGUUUCGCCGCGGAUGCGAAGCUGUUCUCGUCUUGCGUCGUCGCGCCGCUCAUGGACCCCGCGGGCGCCAGGCCCGGGGCAAUCCAGGUCCUAACACAGGUGAUGGCGAGCACGAUGAUUCGUCACCGCAUCGAGGACAUCGAGAAAGAGGUGCUGUUGCCGAUGCUGGACCAAGAGACGGUGCUCCUCGAUCUGGAGCCGAUGGGGGUGAAGACGUAUAACGUCCUGCAGGCGUCAAUCGCGAUCAACGCUGUGACGUCUGAGCGCGAGGGGGCGGACUGGAUUCUGCAUCCGAGAAAUGCUGCGGCUUUGCAGCAGACAAUAGAGAAUAUAUCUCAGGCGAUGUUCUGGCAUAUGGACGAGGACACGUUCAAGAUGGACGAAGAAAUCGCGAUGGGUCCGAAAUUUCUCGAGGUUGCCAAGGCACGUGGUAUCGUGUCAGAAGGCGACAUACGUUUGUUGGACGAGUCCCUACGGCGCCUCGAACGUACAGGAUCGGAUCCUGUCUGGCGCGCUCUCAUGCAACACCCUUACGUCUUCACGAGAGUGUACAACAUGCCUGCACCAAUCUACGACAAGUGGUCUAUCCUACCAGCGGACAUCGAUCAGAUCACCGACGUCCACAACACCACGCCGUUCAUGUUCAUGACUCCUGACCGGCUGCGCCCGCUCCGGAAUUACGUGCAGUCGAACCCGCUCGCACCAGUCAGUCGGCUACAGAGUCUGGGAGAGCAUCUCACCGAGCUCGAGAGUCGGAGGGUACAGUUCAACGCGUCGCGGGCGAAGGUCAACAAAGGGAUGAGGAAGCUGCGGGACUCGGACAAGAAGCAGAGGCCAACGACGCCGGUCGCGAGACAUGAGUCGGCGCUGCGGCUGCUCGAGGCGCAGCAGCGGUAUAAGGAGGAGUUCCACACAGUUUGGGACGAGCCGACAGGCACUGCAUUGCUGAGCGAGUCGCCGCUCGCGAGCGUACGUGUGGGCAAUUCGGCGUCGUCAAAGCUGAAUUACAUCCUGAACGAUGUUCGCUUGUACGCCGAGUUUUCGAAGUUCCUCAUCUUCUCCAAGUCGCCAUUGACGCUGCUAUACGUCGCCGAGGGCCUGAACCUGAUGGGGAUCCGAUACAAGCUGACGAGCCAGAAGCCAGUGAAGGAAGUCGAGCAGGACGUUCUGACGUUCGAGUCGUCAGACACAUAUCGUGUGUUUCUGAUGGAGCUCAAGCAUGGUGCGCGUGGCCUGAACAUUAUCACCGCGUCACGCAUCAUAUUCUGCGAGCCUGUGUGGCAGGCGGAUGUCGAGACGCAGGCUAUCAAGCGUGUACACCGUAUCGGGCAGACGAAACCCGUGUCCGUCAAGACUGUGGCCAUCCGAGGUACGGCCGAGGAGGCCAUGGUCUCUCGCCGCGAUGCGCUCAAGCGCGGGCUCGGAGCUGCAGGGGGAAAGCUGCCUAACAUUGCGGAGGACAAUGUGAUGCGAGAGUUUAUUGCCAAUCCGAAGUUCCUUCCCGAUCCGUCGCCGCCGAGUCUGGUCCUUGACUACCCGCUUCUACCGGAGGUACCCAUCCACGAUGACGCGCCGAGCUUGUCGACCAUAGAGCGCCCACACACACCUGAGCCCGUUGACCUUGUCGCUGAUGAGCCUGAACGGCCUGGCAGCGAGGAUAAGUCGCCGAAGUUGGUCAUCAAGAUCAGACCGAAGCGUGCUCGAGUGGAUGGCGAUGACAAUGAAAAUGAGGGCGAGUCUGGCCAUAAGAUGCGCAGGGCCCGUGUUGUACGUUUUGCUGACGAAGUGUAGAGCUUUACACCAAGAGCUCAAUAAAUCAUUCUCCGUAUUUAUCCUGUAGACUCGGAAGAUUUUUGACACAGUAUUCUUUGUCUUCGGUACGCCAAAAUGUCUGCUGGGGGAGGUUCCUGCGGUGCGUCGUGUCGACUAUCUUCGGAUUGACUCCUCCGUGUCCCUCCAUGUUCGCUGGUAUCUGAUCCUCAGGCUCACUACGUGGAGAUGUUUAACCUCAACUUUGGCCCUCUACAAUGAGAGGGAUUAUGGAU